Molecule: messenger RNA, 717 nt
Organism: Aspergillus niger
Lineage: Eukaryota; Fungi; Ascomycota; Eurotiomycetes; Eurotiales; Aspergillaceae
Exons: 4
Coding region: 1-717 (238 amino acids)
Source: RefSeq, a predicted model, not a curated record
AUGGGUUGCAGGUCCAAAUAUUUACCUCUAGCCUACCCGAUUAAAGGACUUAAGUCGGAAAAUGGCAAACAGGCACAACCGUAUCAACUCUUAGUCAAUCUAUUCUUACUAAGAAGGUUUGCUGGAUAUGCAGAUGAGUUUGUUAAACCUGUUUUCAUCAACAAGGGCCAACAAGGCUUUAUCUUUCGGUUUGAACACAACAAGAGAGAUCUCUGCUUGAAGUUGUUCUAUGACUACCAAGCACCCUACACUGUCCAAGAAAGAACCUUAGCCUUUAUCUGCCCAUUUGCAUGUGAAUCACGUGCCUUUGCUCGUCUAUGCGAUUUGCACGAAAAUGGUCAUUGGGCAGUGCAGUGCCAUGGAUGGAUGUAUCUUACAGACUCCCAACUUCAGCAGCUUCAAAGAGUAAGUGGAAGGGAGAGACACGACCCGAACUGGAACAAUGCCCGCUGGGCGAUUGUUAAAGACUUCAUUGCUGAGGACCCACUAAGCCGACAAGACGAAGGGUUCCAGCAAAUCGUGUCAAAUUUUGCAAUCCCAAGACGUGGCCGUCUCAUGCCCCAGGAUGUAAAGAAAGCAAACUAUAGAGGAAGUCUGAUUGUAGAUCUGGGAUCUACGUUUACCUUUCCAUUCUACCGGUCUUACGCUAGCCUGUACGAAUUUAAUGCUGUCUACAAAAGUUUAGACGAAUAUGGAUUACCUGAUUGGGACUACUGA